Molecule: messenger RNA, 2679 nt
Organism: Giardia duodenalis
Lineage: Eukaryota; Fornicata; Diplomonadida; Hexamitidae
Product: Spc97/Spc98 family protein
Exons: 1
Coding region: 1-2679 (892 amino acids)
Biological process (GO): cytoplasmic microtubule organization; microtubule nucleation; mitotic cell cycle
Cellular component (GO): gamma-tubulin small complex; equatorial microtubule organizing center; spindle pole
Molecular function (GO): gamma-tubulin binding; microtubule minus-end binding
Source: RefSeq, a predicted model, not a curated record
AUGCUAGAGACAAUCCUCGCUUUACUCCGAGAAAUCCUUCACCGUGAGCCGUCCAAAGAGGAGAGACAACUGUUUUUCACUUUGCUUUCUUCCAAUUUUCCCGUACCUCCCCUUGAUGACUGGAAUACUGUUGCAGGGAUUAGGCUAGCGGUCCUUGGAAAUCCAGUGGAAUCUCGGCGAGUAGAUAGCUGCCUGAAAGAGCUUUCAGAAAACAAGGCACUGAAGAAUGUCCGCAGCACCUUGUAUGUCUUGCGGCUGCUGGCAAAUCAAUCCAAAGCUUUUGUUCUGGCAACCCCGCAUAACUUACUUGUCCAGGACAACACACAAACUACUAUGCAAAGCGCACCUCUUACCACUACUAAAACCAAUAAAUUGCACGGUAAAAGCAAGCACAAAUCUAAAAAGAGCAUACGAUCGAUUCUCUUUAAAGAUUUUGACAGCACAUCAGAGGAGUCAGACACAGAAACUAGCGCAGUAGAAGCGUGCAUGGCAAGAAUUGACCAGAAGGAAACUAGCACUCGCCUUAUCCCAAAUGAAAGCAGUGGAAAGCUCUCUAAGGAUACAAUACUAGAGCAUGCCAUAGUUAGGGACCUCAUAUACGCCAUGCAAGGGCUUCCUGGCCAGUACUUUGAGCUUAUAAAGGACCCAACAUCUGGGAUUUCCCACUUUGUGCUUCAGAGACAGUACCAGAGCCUGUCUGUGAGCCAAACUGCCGCCACCUUCUGCGAGCGGAUAGCUUCGUGCGGCUUCUUCUACACUCGUUGCACAGAGUUGCUAAAUGCCGUUACUAAGACAAACAUGGGCAAGACACGAGCGUCUCUUUGUGAGGCACUUCACACAGGCCUCAGUGAGUACAGGCAGAGGAUAAGUUUGCUAGACAGUCAGCUCACUGAGGAGCAAAUGACCCUGGUAGAGCUGACUGCAGUAGCCAACUUGAUCAGAGAGGAGAUUUCUACGUUGGCGGUCAUAGCAGAUAACUGUUUAUAUGAUAAGAGCCUUACUUCUCCGCAGAUAUUAAACAUAAUCUUUGGGUACAGUCUCCAUGGUGAUCGGAAGAUGCACCAUAUCGGGCAGUCGUUAUUGAUCAAAGCAUCUGAACCCUUCUUCGACUAUCUGAAGCACUGGAUAAUUGAAGGAAGCCUCUUGAGCACUGAAUACUUUAUUCAGCCAACCACAAGCAACUCGACUGACAUCCUCAUUCUGCAGACAAAUAACCUCCUGGUCAGCCGCUCAAUCUUCAUCAAUAGUAACUGGUACAAUAAGUUCCACAUCAGUUCAUCCCCAGAUCUAAAAACACACCCCUUGCUGAGCCCCUACGUGACCAAGCUUUGCUUUGAAAUAGGCCGGGCCUCCGCCUUCUUGAGAGAAGAUUGCAAUAACAUAACAUGGCGCUUUCCAGAAAGCAUUGUGGCUCUCAUCCGAGAGGCGAACUUUGCAAAGCUUCUGUCCUCGUACUCGUCAGAUGCCAGUGAGGGGACGGUAAAGCUCAUCAGAUCUAUUCACAUGCUAUCUUCCAAGGCAGUUGUGGCAAUCAUAAAACGGCAGUUUCUCCUCUUUGAUCACCUGAACGGGAUUCUGUACAUUUUACUGGGCAUGCAGGGAGACUUCAUUCCUUCCCUCUGCUCCAUCUUGUCCUCGACAUCAGGAGGAGAUAAGUACAAGCUGUCAAUGCUUGAGAAGAUAGAACAGGCAAUGAUGAGCUGCAAUGUCUCUAACCUUCCAUCACACGUCCUGGGGUGUGUGGAUGUGCGCAUAGAUAACUCCAAGUCCAAUUUCUAUGUGACAUACUCUAUAAAGGACCCCCUGACCUCUAUCAUUACUCCCGGGCAAAUCCGGAUUUACGAAACAAUCUUUCAGAUUCAGUGGCGCCUCCGGUCAGCAGAUGACAAGCUUGACCAGAUCAUCUUGCUCACUAACUUCUUUUACAGAAGAAACACACAGCAGAUUCUUACCAAUGCGGGCCGGGUGGGUAUAUUCCGCCUUCACUAUCGAACGCUCACUGAAGAGGUGCCUCUAGCGUAUACCCUGUAUGUCGCACGGCUUUCAUGUAUUAGAAAUAGGACCAAGCAGCUCGUGCUUGCUUUGCUUAAUUACAUCAGUCACGAUUGCAUUGCCCCAGAGUACAUGACCCUAUUCGCCAAUCUGGAAGCAGCGGAAACAAUUAAGGACAUUAUUUAUUACCACGAUAUUGCAGUGCGUACGAUUUGUUACAAAAUGCUUAUCUCAAUUAACUACCACAAGAUGGCCGACGCCCCACUACCCGCACCGAAGGAGUCGUCUGGCCAUCACCCGCGCCAGUUGCGCAGCUGCGACAUAUAUAACGGGCAGGUGAUGUUCACCGAUAAGACAAUCUCAAUAUUUUCAGACUUUCACACUUCACUGGUAAAAAUCUGUGCACAGAUUGCUCUACUGCAUGGCAGUGUGGCUGAGUUAUUUAACUUUCAAAGCAUAUUUACUCAGGACUUUACCAUGAAGCUUCAGGAGGCAGCGAACUUCCUGGACGCAUACGUCCGCAGCUUCAACACAGAGCUAAACACGAUGAUCACUUGCCUACAGCGCUGCAGAAGCAUCCCUAUCCCUGUCCUGGAUGAAUUUGAUUACUCGCAUUACGAAAAUUUGGAAGCAAGCCUACUGGCCGUCGGGAUGCACUCCGAGACACAUUCCUCCCAUAAACGCUGA